CCCGGCAGAGGACAGGUCGAACAUGGCGUCAGUGAGCUGCAUCCUCCGCUCAGGAAAGAAUGCCGUGGCGGCUCUGUCGCGGCGGGCCUUUCACCAGAGCUCUCCCGCCGCCGUGCAGGUGAUGGUCCGUGAUGCUCUGAACCAGGCGAUGGACGAGGAGCUGGAGAGGGACGAGAGGGUCUUCCUGCUGGGGGAGGAGGUGGCUCAGUACGACGGAGCCUACAAGGUGAGCAGAGGUCUGUGGAAGAAGUACGGAGACAAACGCAUCAUCGACACUCCCAUCACAGAGAUGGGCUUUGCCGGCAUUGCAGUUGGAGCCGCCAUGGCCGGUCUGAGACCCAUCUGUGAGUUCAUGACCUUUAACUUCUCCAUGCAAGCCAUCGACCAGGUCAUCAACUCUGCAGCAAAGACUUACUACAUGUCAGCCGGUCUGCAGUCGGUGCCCAUCGUCUUCAGAGGACCCAACGGAGCGUCAGCAGGCGUCGCCGCUCAGCACUCACAGUGCUUCGCUGCAUGGUACGCUCACUGUCCCGGUCUGAAGGUGGUCAGUCCCUGGAACUCAGAAGAUGCCAAAGGUCUCCUGAAGGCAGCCAUCAGAGACGACAACCCUGUGGUGUUCCUGGAGAACGAGCUGAUGUACGGCGUUCCCUUUGAGAUGUCAGAGGAGGCCCAGUCCAAAGACUUCACCAUUCCCAUCGGCAAGGCCAAGAUCGAGAGACAAGGGACUCACGUGACUCUGGUGAGUCACUCUCGGUACGUGGGUCACUGCCUCGACGCUGCUGCCGUCCUCGCCAAGGAGGGAAUCGAGUGUGAGGUGAUCAACCUGCGUACCAUCCGUCCUAUGGAUGUGGAGAGCAUUGAGACCAGCGUGAUGAAGACCAACCACCUGGUGACGGUGGAGGGCGGCUGGCCUCAGUUCGGGGUCGGAGCUGAAAUCUGCGCCAGGAUCAUGGAAGGUCCUGCCUUCAACUACCUGGACGCUCCGGCCACCAGGGUGACGGGCGUGGACAUCCCCAUGCCGUACGCCAAGAUCCUGGAGGACAACAGCGUCCCGCAGAUCAAAGACAUCAUCUUCUCCGUCAAGAAGACCCUCAACGUCUGAAACCAAACCCACCUGAAUCCCCUUUGUCUCGGUGGAAACACUAUCUGGUAAAACAUUUGAACCAUGUGUAAAUACAGACAAACAAGUCCUUUAAAAAAACGCUCCAGAUUUUAAUGUUUUCUCCAGAUGUUGGUCAAUGAAACGCACAGCUGUCUAUCUGCACCCGGAGCGGCCACAGACACACAGGGUCCGCUAGUCGGUUCUAAACUUUACCGAACUCUGUGUGUGGCUUCGACUGCUCUUGUCACUUCCUCCCCUUCAAAAUAAAAGUUGCUCUAUCCUUAAGGUUUUUCUGUGGAAGUUUGGAACGACAAAACUGCCGAAUUUGUUCCCGCAUCAAAUUUAGUUUGCAGACUGAUUCAAACCUAAUAUCUGCUCUAUCUGAGUAGUUUUGUUGUUAAUAAACUCCCACAUAUUUCUAACCACCAAAACAUAAUAUAAUAAAAGUUUAUUAAUGUAAUUCCUCGCUCUGACUCGGGUUGGUCUCUCUCUGAGCCAGCAGGGAAUCAGAGUGAAGCAGCCUGAGUGCUGGAGGUGGAUUGUGGUCAGGAAUAUUUAUUGUAGCUGCAGCAGCUCUGUGGAUGGUUUUGUUGCUGUAAGUGACUCUGUUACAGAAAUAAAAACCUUUCAGUCCUU
Messenger RNA from Centropristis striata (black sea bass), 1738 nucleotides. RefSeq names its product pyruvate dehydrogenase E1 subunit beta (gene pdhb). Lineage: Eukaryota; Metazoa; Chordata; Actinopteri; Perciformes; Serranidae. Gene Ontology annotation, molecular function: pyruvate dehydrogenase (acetyl-transferring) activity. The transcript has 11 exons. The record is from RefSeq and is a predicted model, not a curated record. Bases 23 to 1102 code for a protein of 359 amino acids. Gene Ontology annotation, biological process: pyruvate decarboxylation to acetyl-CoA.